GGUUCUGGACCAAAGAGGAAAAGUACACAGGGAAAGAUACAAUUCAUCAAUGAGUUAGUUAGGUAGCUAGUUAGCUAUAGUUUUAGUAGCUAAUGACAAUGAUCGAUGACAAAGACAAUGUUUUUCAUUAUUGAGUAUAAUAGGAUUAGCUAGCUAGUAGCUAACGUUAGCUAAUAUUAACAGUUGAUCGAUUGGCAAACAGGCAAAGCUAGCUAGCAAGCUAACCGUUAGCUAACUAGCAAGCGUAGCUAACUAGUUAGUUAACUUCGAACAAUAUCCUUUUUAAAAACGGGACGUUGGAGGGGGUUAUUUCAAUAUUUCACCCCGACACAGACGGUAAAAACAAAAAAACAUGGCUGUCGGUUUGAAACCCCGACAGGUGGUGCCUCCAUAACAAAAGCGAACUAGUUAGCAUUUCGCGCUAGCUAACGUCAAUGAACGGGGCUUGAGGAGGAGGGGGUUGAGUUGCUUGGCAAAGUACAGUGUUUACUCAAGGUACUCAACUCUGUGGUGGGGCCCCUUAGCUACUAGCUAGCUAGUAUUUCCUGAGUUGGGAGUGUACGGAACAUGAAAUUGUCCUCGCCAGUGCCGUAGUGAUCCCCUUGGUAACGGGAACAGAACCGUUUUCCUUCUACCUCAUCCGUGAUGACAGAGGUGGGAGUGAAGUGGGCCUGCGACUACUGCACCUAUGAGAACUGGCCGUCCGCUGUUAAGUGCACCAUGUGUCGUGCACAGUGUCCCAGCAGCCCCAUAAUCACAAAGGAGACCUACAAUAGCAGCAGCCCCAGCAGUGUUACUAUGGAGCCUGGUUGUGAUUGGCAGGACCCUCCAAGCCCCGAGGGAAGCUGCGGUAGCCUCCUGAUCUACCCAGAUUCCAGUGCCAGGCCCCGUGUCAAGCCUCCCAGCGUGACUGAGAAUAGCUCCAAGUGGUCCUGUCACAUGUGCACCUACCUGAACUGGCCUCGUGCCAUUCGCUGUACCCAGUGUCUGUGUCAGCGCCACCAGAGGACCCCCUGCAGUCCCACAGAGGCCCCCCAGACGUCAGGCACCAACGUGGGCUACCGCCCAGCCCCUCCCCCCAUGGACCCAUGUACAGAGGAGUACAACGACCGAAACAGACUCAACAGACUCAACACCCGAGGUGGUGGUGGUGGUAGCAGCAGUAGCCAGCACUGGACUUGCACUGCCUGUACUUACCAGAACUAUCCCAAGACCCGGAAGUGCAUCGUCUGCGACCACCCCCAACCUCAACCUAACAACCGGGAGGCUAUUCCUAUAGAGCUGGCUGGGCAGUCCGAGGAGGCUCCUUCCUCCACAUCCUCAAACAUCAAUGAACAGGACAGAGAUGGGGCCAGGUGGAGAGGGAGUGGAGGGAGCUGCAGUAGGGGGCUGAGCGGGAGACAGGGACAGGGACUGAGGAUGACCUCUCCACCCACCUCUAAGAGGGAGGCGGAGGUAAAGAUGGACUUCCAGAGGAUUGAGCUGGCGGCCGGGGCAAUGGGCAGCGGAGAGGAGCAGCAUCACCAUCCGGAGAACAUUGACUUCAAGAAGACCAAACAGAUUAAGAACAGGAUGAGGAAAACUGACUGGCUGUUCCUCAAUGCUUGUGCAGGUGUGGUGGAGGGGAACAUGGCUGCUGUCGAGGCCUACAAGUCGUCAGGCGGUGACAUCGCCCGUCAGAUGACUUCAGACGAGGUCCGUCUCCUGAACCGUGCCACUGCCUUCAACGAUGGCUUUACGCUAGUUCACCUGGCCAUCCGCUUCCAGAGACAAGACAUGUUGGCUAUCCUUCUCACUGAGGUGUCCCAGCAGGCAGCUAAGUGUAUCCCUGCCAUGGUGUGUGGUGAGCUGACAGAACAGAUCCGCAGGGAGAUCGCUGCCUCUCUGCACCAACGUAAAGGAGACUUCAACUGUUACUUCCUCUCUGACCUGGUGACCUUCACACUGCCCGCAGACAUCGAAGACCUGCCCACUGCAGUCCAGGAGAAGCUGUUUGAUGAGGUGUUAGAUCGAGAUGUACAGAAAGAGCUAGAGGAAGAGUCUCCCAUCAUCAACUGGUCUUUGGAGCUGGGUACCAGGCUGGACAGCAGACUGUAUGCCCUGUGGAACCGUACACAGGGAGACUGCCUGUUAGACUCAGUACUGCAGGCUACCUGGGGGAUAUACGACAAGGACUCUGUCCUCCGCAAGACCCUCCACGACAGCCUGCAUGACUGCUCUCACUGGUUCUACACACGGUGGAAGGAGUGGGAGUCCUGGUAUUCUCAGAGUUUUGGUCUCCACUUCUCCCUCCGAGAGGAACAGUGGCAAGAGGACUGGGCCUUCAUACUCUCUCUGGCCAGCCAGCCUGGUGCCAGCCUGGAACAGACUCACAUCUUUGUUCUAGCACACAUUCUUCGUCGACCAAUCAUCGUGUACGGAGUGAAGUAUUACAAGAGUUUCCGUGGAGAAACGUUAGGCUACACUCGUUUCCAAGGUGUGUACCUGCCCCUGUUGUGGGAGCAGAGCUUCUGUUGGAAGAGUCCUAUCGCCCUGGGCUACACGCGUGGACACUUCUCUGCCCUGGUCGCCAUGGAGAACGACGGCUACGACAAUCGCGGCGCGGGCGCCAACCUCAACACUGACGAUGACGUAACCGUAACCUUCCUGCCGCUGGUAGACAGCGAGAGAAAACUGCUGCACGUACAUUUUCUGUCUGCACAUGAGAUGGGUAACGAGGAGCAGCAGGAGAAGUUGUUGAGGGAGUGGUUGGACUGCUGUGUAACGGAGGGAGGCAUGUUGGCCGCAAUGCAGAAGUCGUCCCGUCGACGCAACCACCCUCUGGUCACACAAAUGGUGGAGAACUGGCUGGAUGGAUACCGACAGAUAUGUCCCUGCGCCUCUCUCUCCGACGGGGAGGAGGAGGAUGAAGAUGAGUGAAGGAGGGGAAGGACACAGUGACAGACACAGGAGAGGGUGACAGAGGAGGAUAUGGCGUCACUGGAUGGGACUCGAGACCACUAGCAUCCUUCAUACAGUACCAUACGCCUCCUCACCUCAAAGAGGAUCGACGGUCUUCUGCGCUGCCACCUGAGGCUGUAUCCCAAAGCACAUAGGGGUUCUGCUCAAAAAGUAGUGCGCACUAUAUAGGGAAUAGGUUGCCAUUUGGGACGCAGGCGGAGCGUUCAAUGGUCUUUCACUCUGCCGUCUCAGAAGCACUGAAGAGAGGAGACUUGCUCUGGUUCUGAAAGAACACUCUAGAACACGUUCUAGAAUCUCCUCGACAAACCAUGACAACAACAAUGGGUGCGUUCGUAAAUUCAUUCUGGAGAGCCUUGUCAGAUUGUAAAUUCAGAGCGCACAACGGCAAUCAAGCACCCAAGCUAACUGGCUAACGGUGGCUAGCUUGCUAGCUACUUCCAGACACAUAAUGAGAGAACAGCUCACUCUGACCAUUUUACUCUCCCUAGUAGAGCUGGUUAGGCUGUUUACAUGUUAUCCAGAGUGUUGGUGACAGUAACUGUGCUGCUGGCAACAAUUGAAUUAGUAUUUUUUAUUUUAUUUUGCAGAGGUUUACUGACACCGGUCGUAUUCAACGGGUGUUGCGUGUUUUAUAAAUGAAUCAGUUAUUCUGUCCCUCUCUCACACUGACGACAGUGUUCUGAAAUGGGAGUAGAUAGCCAGAGGGAAUUUACGAACGCACCCAAGGACAGCAACUACCACAAGUAGCAACCCAUAGGAUUUUAAAUAAACAACUAUAGUUUGUGAAAUGUUAAUCAUCUUUAAAAUAUUUAGUUUUUCCAUUUCCCCCAGUGUAAUUAUUUAUCCAUCAUUGUAAUAAUGCAUGUGUUGUAUAAAUGAUGUACUAGGAAACAACAACAAAAAAUACCAGCAUCAAAGUGGAAGACAGGAAUCCUCAUUGACUAUCACUACUAUGGACAUCUACCUACGAAACCACAUUACUUAACAAUUUUUCUAAAGUUUUCCGCUACCUAUUUUGUUAUUGAGAAUACUUGCCGUUUUCAAUCCCCUCCACCAGAGAGAAGUAGCGCUAUAUUUAGGAAGCUAUAGUUAUAUUUAAGGAAACUUAAAGGACUGCUGCACUCAUGAAAUUAAACUAUUCUAUUUAGAGGAUUAUAAAUGCUAACAGAAUUAGCUUAAAAGCUAAAGCAGAGUUAUUAAGGAGACUUUUCAUCCCACAAUGUGUGUAUCUACAAGGUUAACCAGGAAGAGCAUCUGUUUUUCUGGAUCGUUUAUCCCUUCUGCAAAAUCCUUUAAAAAGUUGGAUGGUAAAACUGUUUAGGAGAGCGAGGGGGGAGAGAGAGAGAGAGAGAGAGAGAGGCACAGGGAGAGAGGGACACAGGGAGAGCGAGAGAGAGAGAGAGGGGCACAGGGAGAGAGAGAGAGAGAGAGAGAGAGAGGGGCACAGGGAGAGCGAGAGAGAGAGGGGCACAGGGAGAGAGAGAGAGAGGGGCACAGGGAGAGAGAGAGAGACGGGCACAGGGAGAGCGAGAGAGAGAGGCACAGGGAGAGGGAGAGAGAGAGAGAGAGAGGGGCACAGGGAGAGCGAGAGAGAGGGGCACAGGGAGGGAGAGAGAUAGAGAGGCACAGCGAGAGAAGUUGGAUGGUGAAACUAUUUAUUUGUUUAGGAGAGAGAGGCAGCGAGAGGGGAGUUUUACACUUUAUUUUGCUCUUGGUUUUUCUGUGUUUUUGUUUGAUUAUUUCCAUCAUUCUCUUUCUGUGAGGAGAAAACCUGUACAAGUUGGGUGCCAUUUGUUAGUGUGAUGUAUUAAGUCAUUGAUGUUCCAGCGGUGGAUCGAUAUUAUGGUGGGAGAAGAGAUGGGCCUAAAAUAACAAACACUCAGCUGCUUUUCUAAAAGGAGUCCAUUAAAGGGAUAGUUCACCCAAAUUACAAAAUGACACAAUUGAUUUGCUUACUCUGUAAGCAGUCUUAUGGAAAAGGUAUGAUGGCAAUCCAUGAUUUGGUUUUAUUUCCUGACACUGUUUUAGCAUUUUUGGCACAAAUCCCAUUCACGUCAUGCUAGCAAUUUAUUAGCAUUUUUCGCACAAAUCCCAUUCACGUCAUGCUACCGAUUUAUUAGCAUUUUUGGCACAUAUCCCAUUCACGUCAUGCUACCGAUUUAUUAGCAUGUUCCGGCAUCAUGUCCAAAUCAUCUGAAAGUAUCUCAAAUGGAUUCUGAAGCUCAACAGAGUCACUUACAGCAAAGAUGUUCUAUUAUAUUGCCAAGAUAAUUGAGUGGGACCAUUCUAGCCAAUGAGAGGGCAGAUACGAGUGUGAACAACAGGCACAACUCCCAUAUAAAGUAGUUUUUUUCACAGUUGCCGAAAUGCCACGGCAUCCAUUUGUAACAACCUAACAUGCUGACUAGACCGGGUACGCAGACACUCGUUGGCGCACGUGAGCAGUUUGGAAAUAGAGCCAACUAGCCAAACAGACGCUCGUUGAUGUGCGUGAGCAGUUUGGAUGAUGUGCUGCAAGUCCCGCCUCUCCCAUCACCUCAUUGGUUUUUAGGAGCAUAUACCCAUGUGGGUGAUUGAAAGAUGAACUGAGGUCCACAUUCCAGUCCAGUUGGUGGUGGUAAUGCACCUUAAAGUUGGUUACCAAACCGCCAUAUAAAGUCCACAGAAGAAGAAGAUAAUGAUGACUAUAAACCAACUAGGUUUCCCCUUUUUAUCUGUGGAUUAAUUGUCAGAGUAGAGAAAACACGAUGUUGUGUGACUCAAAAUGGGUCGAAAUUCUAGAAAGAUCCAGGAAGAAAAAAGGGACCUUGUGCAUUUCAGGUAAAAUAACAACCCAAUGUUUAUAUCCCAGGACAAAUUAGCUAGCAACAGUAAGCUAGCUAGCCAAAAUGUCCAUUAAUGUGUUAGUUGGUGCAGAGUUCGUUUUGGUAUUUCAACCUACGCGUCCAGAUAUUCGUCUGGUGAGGAUGUAGAAAAUCCACAUGCGGGCGAUGGCGCACGCGCGUGCCCUAGUCUGCAUAUAAACCUCACAUAGCAAAUUAGCAGUUCACUUUUUUUGUUUGUCAAUCCAACACUUAUUGAGAGAUUUCGGGCGAAGUAAACCCUCUCGUUUUGCAAUCUUCUCUUCUGAUAGAUGAUUGGUACAUACUGUAAUGCUAACAUCAGUACCAUGACUUUGACUUGAGAUGUGUGCCACAAAUGCUAAAAACGUUAGCAUUUGGAAACGGUGCCAGGUAAAAGAAAUGGAGGAACUUAUUCAGGAAAGAUCCAGUGUAAUAUAUUAUAAAAAAUGAAGCGAACUGGAUGGAAUAUGGGCAAAAAUGCACCAAAUUCUUUUUUAAAUCUACAACAUAGAAAUGCUACCAAAAAUAAUUUACCGAAACUACAAAUGAUGUAGUUGCCCAUGAUUCACCAAACUAUAUUUUGAAAGAGGAAGUAAAGUACUUUAAGAACAUG
This is a messenger RNA of Salmo salar (Atlantic salmon), 6417 nucleotides long. Its product is annotated as ubiquitin thioesterase ZRANB1. Gene Ontology annotation, molecular function: cysteine-type deubiquitinase activity; K63-linked polyubiquitin modification-dependent protein binding. The record is from RefSeq and is a predicted model, not a curated record. Gene Ontology annotation, cellular component: cytoplasm; nucleus. Gene Ontology annotation, biological process: protein deubiquitination involved in ubiquitin-dependent protein catabolic process; protein K29-linked deubiquitination; cell migration. Lineage: Eukaryota; Metazoa; Chordata; Actinopteri; Salmoniformes; Salmonidae.